Messenger RNA from Oncorhynchus gorbuscha (pink salmon), 3430 nucleotides. RefSeq names its product synaptotagmin-like 3 (gene sytl3). Gene Ontology annotation, cellular component: plasma membrane; exocytic vesicle. Gene Ontology annotation, biological process: exocytosis; intracellular protein transport. The transcript has 16 exons. The record is from RefSeq and is a predicted model, not a curated record. Gene Ontology annotation, molecular function: small GTPase binding; neurexin family protein binding. NCBI's taxonomy places the organism in Eukaryota, Metazoa, Chordata, Actinopteri, Salmoniformes, Salmonidae. The coding region runs from base 701 to 2848 and encodes 715 amino acids.
CUCUCUCAGGGUGACCACGAGUCAUACAAACAGCACUGCACUGAGGCCUCAGCUCAAGAGUGAACAAAGUGAACAUCAGUCAUCGGACUUUGUGAAGAGGAUCCCUGCGACUAUAGGUCAGAGUUUGCUUCUUGGAUGCAGCACUAUGAAUGGGUUAGAGAGCAGAGCGUAAGAGGUAGUGCUGGUCACCAGAGCACAAACAUAUCAAGGUCUGUGAUGCGAAGCGGAGAGAGCUUCUGUGAAUAUCGUGACAGGGACAUGGGAUGUCUCUGACUGUGCAGCGAAAUCAACAUGACUUUCAUUCUGCCCUCGGUCUGGUAACAAGUGCAGACGUCGUCCAGCUUGAAGCAACAUCCGGCACCCAAUAAAAAGAGAAAGAGGGUGGAACAAAGGGAGGAGACAGAAGAAGAAUAAGCGAGAGAGAGAGAAAAGGAGAGACUAGAGAGGUAAAGUGGAGAGAAGAAAGAAACUCACAUUUUUACAGAUGGAUCUGGGCGUGCUCAAGGCUCUGGAGAGAGAGAAGGUUCUGGAGGUUCUUCAGAGAGACAAACUUUUACGCAGCACGGAUGACGUCAGGAUAAGGUAGACAACAUCAUUUACUUCAGCCAAGCUUUUCACAUUUACUGCAUGGACACACUGUAUAACAACAACACUCAGAGGGUACUUCAGGAUCUGUGGAGACAAUGACAACGCUUAACUGAUGCCCCUCAAAAUAGUAUUCACAAUCGUUGGUGUAAAAUGUAUCAUUAAUACUAUAAUGCAUUUAAUUACAAUGAAUUGCCAGUGGCUGACUGACAGGAAAAGUGGAUGCGAAGAGAUGAUCAGUACAGUUAAAGCACUGCCAUCAUUACUGUACCUCAGGCUGCUGAGGGGAGGAUGGCUCAUAAUAAUGGCCAGAACGGAGCAAAUGGAAUGGCAUCAGACACAUAGAAACCAUGUGUUUAAUACCAUUCCACUAAUUCCACUUCAGCCAUUACCACGAGCUUGUCCUCCCCAAUUAAAUUGCCAUCAACCUCCUGUGCUGUAUCCCCCACCUGCGACCAUCUACUGUUACAGGAGGCUGAAGACGGAGCUACAGGAGAUCCGAAGGAAAGGUGCCAAGAGUUUUGCCCGGCAGUACAGCGAAAGGACUUGCGCCCGCUGUCAGAGGCAGCUGGGAAUGUUCUGGAACUCGGGCGCCGUGUGCCGAGGCUGCAGCCACCUUGUCUGCAACAAGUGUCGCGUGGGCGUCUCCGCCCUGGACUGGAAGUGCACCGUCUGCCACGCCUACAGGGCUGUCAAUAUCGGUCCUGGAGGGCUAAAACACUUCUGGGUUUCAUCCUGUCCUUCUUAUAAGGGACUAAUUCCAACCUGGGACAACAGGAAGGUUAAGAUCAGGUCAGGGGAGUGGUUUUUGGAAGAAAGGGACAAGAAAUUUCCACCUGACUCGGAAAGGCAUGAGACUGUUGGGGAGAAGCUACUAAAGUCUUACCGGAGGUUGAGUCAUAUAACAGUCGUUCCGCCAACCGCUCCACCCUAUUACGAUGGUCCAUCCUUCAGCAGAUCAGGGGGACUGAACAAUUCCUUUAAAAAACCAUUCACCAAGUCUAUGGAGGACCUGAUGGUUUCCCUCACAAGCCACAUGAGAAGGUUCUCCAGGUCGCAACAGGAUGUACGAGUGGAACAGGAUCUUCUUACAGUGGACAACAGGCGGGGACAGAGCACUGUCUGGAAAAGCCUCUCUGACACAAACAUCAACAAAUACAACAAUACACAACCUCUCUCCUCAAAGCUUACCAAAGGCCCCAGUCUUACCAACCUGUUCAAGAAGAGCCGGAAUGAUGACCAGAGCAGUUCCUCGUCAGGGGCAGAUGAGGACCUUUCUCUGGGUUCAGAGUACUCAUGGGGAAAGAGGGGCAGUAGUGCUAGUAGCACUGGUACAGACUGUGGUCUCUUGGAGAUCAACAGAGUGACAGGGGAGCUAAAGCUCGCCAUCGCCUUCAACCACAACACUUCCUGCCUGGAGAUCACAAUAAACGGCUGCAGAAACCUGGCGUAUGGAGAUAUCAAGAGGAAGAAGUGUCACCCGUACGUCAAAGUCUACCUACUGCCGGAGAAGUCUCAGAGCAGCAAACUGAAGACAACUAUCAAGAGGAACACAACGGAUCCCAUUUAUAAUGAAAUUUUACAGUGCCAGAUCGAGAGCCCCUUGUUGUCCAGGAGUACUCUGCAGGUGUCUGUGUGGCACUCUGCGACCCUGAAGAAGAAGGUGUUUCUGGGAGAGGUCCUCGUCCCGCUGGAGGGCUGUAUAUUUAAGGACAGCACCACCCAGGGCUCCAACUGGUACCCCCUGUGUCCAAAGCCUGAGAGUCCAGAAGGGAAUGCAGUAGAGCAGGAUACAGCAGGAGAACUGCUGGUCAGAAUGAAGUUCACCUCCUUGUCCCAGCCAUCCUGGGUUUGCCACACAGAUGCGGUUCAUAUUGGACCACAUGAUGUUGGUCAACUGACUGUUCUUGUCACUGGUGCCAAAAAUCUGCCCACUAAAGCAAACAGUCAGAACACCUAUGUGAAAGGGUGCUUGACUCUUCCCGGGCCCAGAGAGCUGGUCCAGAGGACCCCUGUCCUAAAGAAGCCCAGUCCGGUGUGGUCUCACCAGCUGCUCUUCAGCAGAGUCACGCCCUAUGACCUCCAGAUCUGCACUCUGGAGCUUGACCUCUGGGACCACACCCCCUUUACCUUCUCAGACCGCCUCCUGGGCUGGGUCAGAAUGGAAGCCGGGUCGUCAUGGCAACUGGUGCUGCAGACACCCAACAUGUGGCAUGACUUCAGUUUACCCAUGCAAGCCAACAUCAACAGCAGGAGAACAUGAUGUCAGAGUCAACAGGGGAAAAAAGCAACUGGACUGGACACUGUCUCCCCACAAGAAAAACCUUGGCACUUUAAGGGCUCUAUUCAAUCCGUAUUGCAGAAAUUCAGCGUAAUUUAAAGGCAAUGCUCCCACAUUAGCGGAGUCUGCAUUUACGGUAAACGUUGCGGAUGUCGGCUCAAUAUGAAAUGACUUUUACAUUUCUGCAAUACAGACUGAAUAGAGCCCCUACUCUACCUUUACCUCUAUUUGCACUGACUGUCAGGCCCUUGCUUAGUGAAAGUCCCUCCUGUUAACUAUUUAUGUUCAAUUGAUGACCUUUUAUGUAUUGAAAGGAUGUUCUACUCAAAAGGAAACCUAUUGUUCUUUAUUACUGUUUUUAAAGGGACGUUCCACUCAAAUACAACCCAACAUGAUUUUUCCACUUUCCUUGGAAAAUGGCCUACAACUGAGGUGUUCAAGUGGAAAAUCAUGUUAAGUUGUAUUUUGAGGGGAAUAUUCCUUGUGCUUUAAGCAUGCUCACCUGAUAACAUUGAAUGAAUGAAAGUCAUUAAACGUCUGAGAAAGAGACUGUCUACAACAUAA